Molecule: messenger RNA, 828 nt
Organism: Ophidiomyces ophidiicola
Lineage: Eukaryota; Fungi; Ascomycota; Eurotiomycetes; Onygenales; Onygenaceae
Gene: NIT2
Product: Carbon-nitrogen hydrolase
Exons: 4
Coding region: 1-828 (275 amino acids)
Molecular function (GO): hydrolase activity, acting on carbon-nitrogen (but not peptide) bonds, in linear amides
Source: RefSeq, a predicted model, not a curated record
AUGGCGCAUAAUUUGUUCCAAAGUCAGAUACUUGUACAAAAGGCCGUCGCCGCUGGCGCUAAGGUGGCAUUGUUUCUCCCCGAAGCAUCUGAUUAUGUUCCUGCAUCUCCCACUGAGUCACUCUUUCUUGCCCGACCUCUUCAGGAAAACGAUUUUGUUCUAGGACUACAAAAAGAGGCAAGGCUAGCAAGAAUACCUAUCAACGUGGGUGUGCAUGAGCCUGCCCCAUCAGGGCAAAAAGUAAGAAAUGUAUUGAUAUGGAUUGAUGAGAAUGGUAAAAUAACACAAAAAUACCAAAAAAUACAUCUUUUUGAUGUUGAAAUUCCAGGUGGGCCUGUUCUAAAAGAAAGCAGGAAAGCUGCUAACGGUUCCAUCUGGAUUUUCUGUUCCAGAGGCGUCGAAAAAGGAAUGGAGAUUAUUCCUCCUUUCGACACACCGAUUGGACGCCUCGGGCUAAGUAUCUGCUUCGAUCUUCGAUUUCCAGAACUUAGCCUAGCACUACGGCGACAAGGUUGUCACGUCAUCACGUAUCCUUCCGCAUUCACAGUACCAACAGGCCGAGCUCACUGGGAAAUUCUAUUGCGCGCCCGAGCUAUCGAGACACAGUCAUAUGUUGUCGCCGCCGCCCAAUGUGGAAAGCAUAACAGUAAGCGCACCAGUUAUGGGCACUCAAUGAUUGUGAACCCAUGGGGGGAGGUCAUUGCUAGAUUGGGUGCAGAAAGUGACCAGCCAGAAAUUGCUGUGGCGAAUAUUGAUUUGAAUAUCCUGGAGAAAGUACGGAGUGAAAUGCCACUUUUAAGAAGAACAGACAUCUACCCCGAGUUAUAA